GAAAUAGAGGGAGUAGCAAAGUUAAGAGAGAGAGAGAGAAAUAGAAAAAAAAAUUAAGCAUGUCCAUGUCAGCUUGGGGUCCUCUUAUAAGUCGUCUCCUCCAAACCCUCCUCGCCUCUCCAUCCUGGAGCCACAGCCUUCUCCCCUAUUCUUAGCCCGCCUCGCCGCCUACGUCCCGGCGCGCGCGCGGCCGGCCGUCGUACAAACCCGCGCCCCCUGCCCCCCGCCAUUGCCGCCGGCGGCCACCCAUGGACAUCGACCUCGACCGGGCGCGCGCCCUGCGCGUCCUCGGCCGAGGCGCCAUGGGCACCGUCUUCCUCGUCGAGGCCCGGUACGGCGGCUUCCGCUACGCCCUCAAGGUGUUCGACAAGCGGUCCGCCGCGGCGACCAGGCACGACGCCGAGCGCCGCGCGCGGUGGGAGCUGUCCGUGCUCUCCCGCCUCGCGCACCCGCACCUCCCGUGCCUCCUCGGCUCCGCCGAGACGCCCGGCCUCCUCGCGUGGGCCGUCCCCUACUGCCCCGGCGGCGACCUCAACGAGCUCCGCUACGCGCUCCCCGACCGCGUCUUCUCCCCGGCGGCGAUACGCUUCUACGUCGCCGAGAUCGUGUCCGCGCUGUGCGAGCUCCACGCGUCGGGCGUGGCGUACCGCGACCUCAAGCCCGAGAACGUGCUCCUCCGCGCCGACGGCCAUGUCACCCUCACCGACUUCGACCUCUCCCGCCUCCUCCCUCCCAAGACGGCGGCGCCGUCGUCCGCGUCGCCGCCGCCGCGCAUGUUCCAGGGCGGCGGCCACCGCCCGCGCGUCUCGGCGAGGAGCGAGAUCCCUCUCUUCAGCCAUGCCACCAAGCCCGACCCCUCGCCGCCGGCGGCGAACCCGUCGGCGAAGCAGCAGCUCCAGAGCCUGGUCCGGUUCAUCAUGAAGGGCGACAGGAGCGAGCUGUCCAAGAAGGCCAAGUCGGCGCGGGUGUCGCCGGUGAGCCGGAAGCCGGCGAGCUUCGCGUCGUCGUGGGGGAAGUCGUUCUCGUUCGUGGGCACGGAGGAGUACGUGGCGCCGGAGAUGGUGAGGGGCGAGGGCCACGGGCUCGCCGUCGACUGGUGGGCCGUCGGCGUGCUCGCCUACGAGAUGGCGUACGGGCGGACGCCGUUCAAGGGCAAGAACCGGAAGGAGACGUUCCGGAACGUGCUCCUCAAGGACGUGGAGUUCGCCGGCGACAGCCGCCGCCGGCUGCCGGAGCUCACCGACCUCAUCUCGCGGCUGCUGGAGAGGGACCCCAGGAAGAGGCUGGGGUACCAAGGCGGCGCCGACGAGGUCCGAGCUCACCCGUUCUUCGCCGGCGUGGCGUGGGACAUGCUCGACGUGGUGUCCCGGCCGCCCUACAUCCCGCCGCCGGCUGACGACGGCGACGAGGUAGUCGGCGACGGAGAAGACUUCAGCAUAAGAGAAUACUUCGAUAAGCUUCACCAGCCGCCGCCGCCGGAGUCGGAGAGCUCCUCGUCGGAGUUCUCGUCGGAGUUCUAAUCUAUCUAACGUGGCUGCUGCCUCUGUACUCCUCCUACCUUUUCUUUGGGUCAUUUUUCGGUUUGGUCCUCGUUAGGUUACUAUUUUGUAACGAAGGGGCUGAGGGUGCGUGUAUAUACGUGGAGAGGGGCGGCAAUGUAAAUUCGGUGUAGAGGCUGUGGAGAUGUGCAAAACAACAUUUUUGGAGGGCUGUCGCACGUGCACGUUUCUGUAUGAGGCUGUCCAAGCCAUUUUUUUUCUGUAUUUUUCUCGUGUCCUUUUUUCAGUGCCUGGCAGAAGAAUUUACCAAAAUUGUCACACUGACAGAAAAAAGCCUAAUAGUAAAGAAUUUUUUUUCUCAA
Messenger RNA from Oryza sativa Japonica Group (Japanese rice), 1861 nucleotides. RefSeq names its product serine/threonine-protein kinase UCN. Gene Ontology annotation, molecular function: protein serine/threonine kinase activity; ATP binding. Gene Ontology annotation, biological process: protein phosphorylation. The record is from RefSeq and is a predicted model, not a curated record. Gene Ontology annotation, cellular component: nucleus; plasma membrane; cytoplasm. NCBI's taxonomy places the organism in Eukaryota, Viridiplantae, Streptophyta, Magnoliopsida, Poales, Poaceae.